UGGGUCGACACAGUGUGAGUUCUUGGCAGACGACUUCAACAGUCAAGCAGGACAUGGAGGUUGAGGAGGUACGUCACCACAUCGCUCCCGGGGCGGAGAACACCGGUCGGGGAGUUCCUACGAUAGUGUUGGCAGUAGUGUCCUCGGGUCUGCUGUCGAGUGGUAUCUGGGCGGUGUCUGGCUACUCGGUUGUAAUCCUCCCGCAGGUCAGGAACACUAACGCCACCUUCAUCCUCUCACCGUCCCAAGCCAGCUGGUUCGGUAUAUGGUUGUCCCUUGCUACAUUGCCACUGUUCAUGUGUAUCCCGGGGUCUCUGCUGGGGGGGAUGGUGGGGGAAUGGGCAGGACCUAAACGUCUCAUGCUAGUACUCGCUCCUGUCCUUGCCUUCUUCUGUAUGAGUCUUCAUGUGGCGUCCUGGAAGGUCAUUCAGCGAGCAGGGGCAGCCCAUGCCUUCUUAAUGGGUAUCAGGGUAAUCCAGAGUAUCAUCGUGGCGGUGCUUGUCCCAGCAAACACAGUGUAUAUUAGUGAGAUAACCGACGCCCGAAACCGUGGCUGGUUGGCUAGCCUAGCGGAGGCGUGGGUCACCUUGGGCUUCUUACUAUGUUACUUAAUAGGCAACUACCUCCACUGGUAUACGGCCGCCUGGGUUCUCCCCUUGAUCACCACUGUACCAAGCUUCUUCUGCCUCCUCAUGGCCCCUGAGACACCACCUUGGCUCAUCAGGAAUGGAAAAAUAAGGGAAGCAAAAUUUUCUCUCCUUCAAUUGCGGGGGUCACUGGUGACCGCGGAAAAGGAGUUAAAAGAGCUGAGAAAGUGUGUCAGGAAAGGAAAUGACUCGUGGUAUCAUUCACUGCUUUUACUAAAGAGAAAAUCAAACCUCAUACCUUUGAUAAUAUCUUUACUUAUAGUAGUACUAAAAGAAUUGUCUGGUCUUUCCGUUAUGUCAAUAUACAUAGUGAGAAUUUUCCAAUUAACAGGUGUAGGUUUUAACCCGUUUUGGAGUUCAUUUAACGUCGGAUUAGUUCGUCUUGUGUUUAACUUAAUUGGGUCGGUUCUGUUACACCACUUACCGCGCAAGUUUCUUCUUAUCGGUGGAGCCCUCUUCUCCUCAGUGGGCACAAUGGCAAUUGGGAUUUUCUUUUUCCUGCAAUAUAAAGGGUGUGACUUGAUGCAGGUAAUUUGGCUGCCACUGGCGGGCAUGAUAGUAUACAUACUUGGCAUUUCAGCGGGCGUGCAGCCUUCCAGCUGGGUGGUGGCCACAGAAAUACUCCCUGGACCUGUGCGUUCCCUGGGUCUAGGUGUCUCUGUUACUUGUUAUGCCAUCUCUUCCUUCUUCGUCUCUAAAACCUUUGAGGAUGUACAAAAGAUAUUGGGGCUACAUGGUUUAUUUUGGUCCUACACUCUUGGCUGCUUGACGAACGUCUUAUUCGUUGCUUUUUUUGUACCAGAAACGCGUGGAAAAUCUCUGGAAGAUAUUGAAAAAACCUGGGCACGGUCUUCUGAGAGUGUACAAAUAAAAGUUCCAGAUGAAGAAAUUAGAUUUACUCAAUAAGUAUAUGUGUAGUGUGUGAAGCAAUCUGAAGAUAGUAGAUGAGGCUGCCGGGCUGCCGGAGAAACCAAAAUAAUGAUGAUGACUUCAAUUUCCAACAGUGUUCAUUAUGGCUGCUAGUCCCCGUUGUGUACUUUGUAGUCAUAAUUGAGGAAAAUAUUCCCUUAUCAUGGCCAGAAAAGUGUUUUAAAGUAUGGUAUAUACACUACAGUAGUACUUAUUGUGUCCUCAGAACUAGUAAAUUUAUGAACACAAUUUGUUUAUCUCAGUUACUGCCAAAUGGGAGGCGGCAUUUCUCAAGAUUUGUGUUUACGACCAACCAUUUGUAAAUGUCUUAGCUGCCGUGAGAGGAUUUCAAAUGUGGCAUAGACAUAGCUACUGAGUCUAGUGAAUACCCAACAAAGUCCACAGUUACACGAGCAUAUUAGGCGAUGUCAGAUUUAAAGCUUCAGGGACGUAUGAAUACCAACCCAAAACACUGCAGUUUCUCGUUUUCUAUGAUGUUUCUCAUUUUCUACAAUGUUUCCCCACUUUUUACAAUGUUUCCUGUUUUCCAUGAUAAAAUGUCCCUUUUUCUAUGAUAAGUUUCCCAUUUUCUAUGAUAAGAGUUUACCAGUUUACCGUUGAGGGUAGGAGGGUUUAUUUCUCCAGCAACAAACCAAUAACGCUCCUAUGAGCGUUAACACUAACCAACACCUAAACUUGUUCCAUUAUACUUACUCUUAGUCUGUUCAUCAAUGUUAAGUAAACCCGGUCCCCCGUCUUGUGUUUUCUCUCAGAAUUGAAAUUUAAGAGUUUAACUAAGUACUUUCAGAAUAACACAUUACCACCAAAAUCUCAGUUUGGAAAACCAAUGUUGGCGGAUAAUUAUCAUUGAAAAAUGUUAUUAAACAUUCCAAACAUCA
This is a messenger RNA of Homarus americanus (American lobster), 2455 nucleotides long. RefSeq names its product facilitated trehalose transporter Tret1-like. Gene Ontology annotation, biological process: transmembrane transport. Gene Ontology annotation, molecular function: transmembrane transporter activity. The transcript is spliced from 5 exons. NCBI's taxonomy places the organism in Eukaryota, Metazoa, Arthropoda, Malacostraca, Decapoda, Nephropidae. The record is from RefSeq and is a predicted model, not a curated record. The coding region runs from base 54 to 1553 and encodes 499 amino acids. Gene Ontology annotation, cellular component: membrane.